Messenger RNA from Trematosphaeria pertusa, 2310 nucleotides. RefSeq lists its product as uncharacterized. The record is from RefSeq and is a predicted model, not a curated record. Gene Ontology annotation, cellular component: membrane. The transcript has 5 exons. Gene Ontology annotation, molecular function: ABC-type transporter activity; ATP hydrolysis activity; ATP binding. Bases 1 to 2310 code for a protein of 769 amino acids. NCBI's taxonomy places the organism in Eukaryota, Fungi, Ascomycota, Dothideomycetes, Pleosporales, Trematosphaeriaceae.
AUGGUCGGUCUCUCUUCGAACUCGAGCUGCCUCUCAGGCGCAGCUCCCAUCCAACUAACCUCAAGCUUCCACUGUAAUCUUGGAUUCUACUGCCCCAACAAUUCCGCACUCCACCCUCCAGAAUUCUGCGCGCCCACCGCAUCAUGUCAAGCAACGCGCCUGGAGUCUCCCUCAACGCCUUGCGUCGAAUCUCAAGGCCUGUAUCAGCCAGUCGUGUGCCCACCUGGAAAAUUCUGUCCUCAGGAUGGCCGCGAAAUGCUGUCCUGUCCUAAGGGAUCGUACUGUCCUGUUGGAACAUACGACCCUUUUCGUUGUGGUUUGACAAGUAUCUGUCCACUGGAGAGUAGUCGGCAGUUCUCCCUGCUCGGUUUCAUCAUUAUUGUGGCGAUUGAUGUGGUGAUGGGGUUACUGUGGUGGCGCGAUUGGAGGAAGCUGAGGAGCAAGAAUCGGAGGUCUGACGUUGAGAGGACGUCGUCUCAAGAGACUCUCUGUAGUUCUGACGACGAUGCUAGUGUCAAAGCUUUCAUGGCAAGCUUUGCGCGGUGCGUGAAGACGAGUAAUAUUGGUCUCAGCUUUGCCUUUUCUGAUCUUACGUAUCGACCGAAGAGCAUGGAUCGUGAUAUUGUAUCUGCGAUUAGCGGAGGAAUUGAGAAAGGAAGCAUGUGGGCUGUGAUGGGGCCUUCUGGGUCGGGGAAAUCAACUUUCGUCGAUCUACUUAUGGGCAACCGGAUUCCCAGCAAUGGCAGUAUAUCUGUGAACGGAGGGCAGGCCGAACGAUCAAAGUACAGCAAGUUGAUCGGCUAUGUCCCGCAAGACGACGUUUUACUUCCCGAACUCACAGUGCGCGAGAACAUCCUCCACUCUGCGCGCAUCCGCCUACCUCGCUCGUGGACGGAAGCGCAGCGGAACGAUCACGUGGACCGACUCCUGGAUUGCUUGCAUCUCACCCAUACUCAACAUAGAACCGUUCGCAACAUUUCGGGCGGCGAAAGGAAACGUGCCAGCAUCGGCAUCGAGCUAAUCGCCGGACCCAUGGCACUCUUCCUCGACGAACCUACUUCUGGAUUGGAUUCUACUUCCGCACUCUCAUUAGUCGAGCUGUUGAAAGCGCUCUCCCAAAUGGGCGUCACCAUCGUCUGCAUCAUCCAUCAGCCGCGCCGCGAGAUCUUCGAGGUCCUAGACAACGUCCUCGUAUUGAAGAAAGGCGAGCAAGUCUUUCAAGGCCCAAGGGAAGGAAUAGUCCCCUUCUUCAAAAACCGGGGGUUCUCCGUCUCGGAUGCCGCGAACCCUGCUGAUGCGAUCCUUGAUAUUGUGUCGGAGCGAAACCCUAUUAUAGAACCACCCCAGAUCUUUAACAUGCACGGCUCAAAGCUCGUCAUGGACUGGGAAGAGUACUGGAAGAAAGCUCUUCCCCCUAUCCCAAUCACCGUAUCCGAUGAUCCACUUCCCUCCACGAGCGGGAGAAGCGCGCCGUGGCUGCUGCAAACGUAUUUCUGCCUCACCCGCGCAUUGAAACAGCAACAGCGACAGCCGGUCAGCUUCUACCUCGAGAUCGGUGUCGGUGCGGUAGCCGGACUGCUCAUUGGUCUUGCCCUAUAUCCGUACAAAGGAUUGCAUUUCCAGGGGUUGUAUCUGCCACCGUUUGAGCUGCUGAGUUCGGCGGUGGACUACAAGACUGUGCCGAUGAUCAGCUUGAUGUGUUGUAUGGCGAUUGGGCUGGCGAGUGCGUCGCCAGGGGUGAGGGUGUUUGGGGAUGAAAAGGAUACGUAUCAGCGAGAAACGCGCUCCGGCCACAGUCGCUCCGCAUACUACACAGGAAAACUCCUCUCUACGAUUCCUAGGAUCCUCCUUUCUUCACUGCACUUCACUUCCUUCUACGCCAUUCUUGCGACACCCUGUAUUUCGUUCUGGGAUAGCUACGUUACGAUCGCGCUCUACUUCUACGCCAUCUACGGUCUCGCUUCACUGGUCUCUGUGGUUGUCUCGCGGGAAGAUGGCCCGCUCUUUGCUACUAUCCUGUGCCUCGUGAUUAGCGUUCUGGACGGGCAUGGGCCGCCCUUGGCUACCGUGCACGAGUGGCAUUUGGAGUGGAUGUGGAGGAUGUAUCCUGGAACGUGGUUCGCCGAGGCCUGGAUGGAUCGCUUUCUACGCUGCGCUGCGCAUUUGUAUGACGUGGAUAAGGCGGCCGCAGCGACGAAGUGGGUGCUGGGGAGGUAUUCUCUGGACUUGGGUAUGGUCUUCAUUAUUGGGAGUGUUUAUCGCGUGCUCGCGUUCGUUGGACUUGUCUGGGCGCCGGGAUCGAGACGGUAG